CUAACCCGAAUUUGAAAUAAUUAGAAAACAGGUAUAUACGAAUCAGUCAUAUGCUCUUGAAGAAUGUUCCGUUUUUAAGUCACCUCCUGGUGACAUAGACAAGCAAUCCCAGCGAAAACGCAGGGCAGCAUUUAUGCCAGCUUUUGCCAAACCUUUUUCAGCUGCAAUAACACCCGGCCAUCUGCAACGUCUUUAUAAAGAUGGGGUUUUCGAUGUUCCCAGCACCAGCUUACAAAAUGCUCUCCUACGGACAUUUAUCAACUACGUGUUUCCUUGCAUCCCAGUCGUCGAUUUGGAAUUUCUUGAAAGUAUUACCAAAUCCCGGAAAAGUGGGGAGGCCAAUAUUAGCUUGCUACUUUACCACUCCAUCAUGUUUUCGGCAACAAGUUAUGUACCCAUGGAGGACCUCAUACGCGCCGGUUAUUCUAGUAGGAAAGAGGCUUGCGAGCCCUUUUUUCAGAGGGCAAAGCACCUUUAUGAAUCGGGCUAUGAAUCUGAUGAGCUCAUCAUUGUUCAGGCUCUCCUUCUGUUGACCUACAUGUCUGGACAGACAGAAGACACUAGAGACUGUUGGAACUGGGUAGGCGUAACUGUAUCAGUGGCUCUGAAAUUAGGACUCUUUCAGGACCAUCCAGGCCCUGAAGUCUCAUGCAUAGACCAAAAGUUGCUCAAGAGAGUUGGCUGGGCGUGUUUUAUGCAAGACUGUUUGAUUUCUCUAACCUUAAGAUGUCGGCCGAGAAUUCAAAAGCAUGACUUUCAGCUAGAGUGCCUGAAAGAAGAGGAUUUUGAUCUUGACACGUUGAUUACGGAUAUUAAAGCGGGGUCUUUCGAGUUUUGCUCAGCGAAAGACUUUGUUAUACAGAAGGAUUUGAUCCUUCUGUGUGUUUCAACUGCUAAGCUAUGCGUUUGCAUCAAUAUGGUGCUAGAGAUUCAAGGGAAGAACAACAAUCAAACGAACAACUCGGCAUUGAUUGAGGUUAUAUCAUCGCCACAAUACCAGACUCCAAGUUAUGAUCAUAUUGACCAACUGCUUACGUGCGAUAAAAAUUUGACAAACUGGAUGCACUCUUUACCACCAGCGUGCAAAUAUCGCGCUUCAGGCAAAGCCGACACUGAGGACUCUAGUUUUGUUGUCUUUCUACAGCGCUGUCUUCUCCAUAUGAUAUUUUACACAACCGUCUCAAUCCUACAUCAGUCUCGUUUCAUGGCUUCGUCGGCUAACCGCACGUGUGAUGCCGCUUGUCAGAUUACUACGAUUGCCCAAGUGCUUCACGAGAGCAAGCUUCACUACUACUUGCCUUCUCCUGGCAUUACAGCCAUUCUAGUGGCCAUGGUUAUUCAACUUCUUGAAUCGCAACCUCAUCCUUCUCGACAGCCGCGGAAUUCAGCAGCGAAGAAUCUUCAUUUAUGCAUAGCAGUGAUGAGUGACUUAUACGAGGUGUUUCCAGACGUGGAGGUAGCAAUAUCCGCAAUUAGUAGUAUCAUACCGAAAAUCACAUCCGCGCCUCCUCGUUGUUUGGAAGAUUGCGAUUCAACUCUGACAGGUUUACGAUUAAGAAAUAACGGCAGCUUCCAUUCUGAUUCAAUUGGCUACAACACACCAAAGACAAACCUUCUACCAUUUGGACUCCCCAUUGAGUUUGGUGACAACGUUAUGACUGAUUCUGGAUGCAAUUUUCCAGAGUAUACCACUCCAUUAAACAGUUCGUUAGCCUUCGGGAACUGGGAAGGUAUCGACCCGCUCUUCGGAUAUCCAACAGAAGCUUCUCCCGGUGAAGAAGAAUUAUAUCAGAUAUACUGCUAGAUGCUGUCAUAUAAUACUCUUCUGAUCUGAUAUUUUCAAUCAAUUUGUAGGACUAUUUCUUUUGGUUGAGAUGGAUUUCCUUCGGACAUUAUAUCUGCUUGCAUUUAACCUACUGUAG
Talaromyces proteolyticus is the source of this 1922-nucleotide messenger RNA. RefSeq names its product fungal-specific transcription factor domain-containing protein. NCBI's taxonomy places the organism in Eukaryota, Fungi, Ascomycota, Eurotiomycetes, Eurotiales, Trichocomaceae. Gene Ontology annotation, molecular function: zinc ion binding; DNA binding. Bases 134 to 1804 code for a protein of 556 amino acids. The record is from RefSeq and is a predicted model, not a curated record. The transcript is spliced from 2 exons. Gene Ontology annotation, biological process: DNA-templated transcription.